GAGGAAUUGGCUUAAAGGAACAGGACUGCAUGAACAAUUUGAUAUUGAACUUUAGAAGGGCAUUAGUGUUGUACAGCCAUAAAGGUUUUUAGAGUGUUCAGAUCGUCCACCGUUUGUCAUAUCCUCAGAUUCUGAGGGUCAGUGACCUUGGCUCGGAGCAUUUCUGUGACUAUUCCAUCUACAGUAUAUUUAUCAGCUGGGCUAAGAGAGGAGAUAUUGGGAAGACUCAGAGGUGAAAAGCAGGGAGCUUACAUCACAGUGUGAGGACAGUGUCUCGGACCACACGUCCUCCAGCAAACACUGCAACUGUCACACAGCUGGCUUUAACCAGGCCAGUCAUUACAUUUGACCCCACUUUACCGUCCCAGGUGUGGGGAGCCAUUUAGUCACGACAGACAGACAUUACUGAGAUCCUCCCGCCCUUCUCAAGAGAAAACAUCAUCUUUAUAUUCACACCUGUUACCAAACCCCAGCAGAAUUCUUCAUUAUACUUUUCAUUUUGUAUUCAAUGACCAAACCCUCUCUCAUGGGAGUAACAUAGAGACCAGCCCAGCACAGACGCUCUCUGCACUCUUUCUCUCUCGCAUUCACACACUCACUCACACACACUCAUCUGCACCGUGUUCAGGAUGCCCUCCUCCUCCAGCGUGAUUAGCUGGGGAAGGACUUGGCUCUUGUGGUGAUUGGAGUGGGGAGCGGAGCGGAGCUGGACCCAUGUCGUGGAAGCGGAACUACUUUGCUUCAGGCAGCAGCGGGCUGCAGGGGAUGUUUAACCCACGCACCAUGACCUCCAUCGCUCCCAGCAAAGGCCUGAGCAAUGAGCCGGGUCAGAACAGCUGCUUCCUAAACAGCGCACUGCAGGUCCUUUGGCAUCUCGACAUUUUCCGCCGAAGCUUCCGGCAACUGAACACCCACAAGUGCAUGGAGGACUCGUGCAUCUUCUGCGCUCUGAAGAGCAUCUUUGCCCAGUUCCAGUUCAGCAGUGAGAAGGUGCUCCCAUCGGACGCUCUGCGCAGCGCUCUGGCCAAAACCUUCCAAGACGAGCAGCGCUUCCAGCUGGGCAUCAUGGACGACGCGGCCGAGUGUUUCGAGAACCUUCUGAUGCGGAUCCACUUCCACAUCUCGGAUGAGACCAAGGAGGACAUCUGCACAGCCAAGCACUGUAUCCCACAUCAGAAGUUUGCCAUGACACUUUUCGAACAGUGUGUUUGUAAUAAUUGUGGAGCCACAUCGGAUCCUCUCCCCUUCAUUCAGAUGGUGCACUACAUCUCCACCACCUCUCUCUGUAACCAAGCUGUGCGAAUGCUGGAAUGUAAGGAGAAGCCCACGCCUGACAUGUUUGGAGAGCUUCUCCGUAAUGCCAGCACCAUGGGUGACCUGCGAAACUGUCCGAGUAACUGUGGCGAGAUGUUGCGGAUUCGGCGGGUUCUGAUGAACUGCCCGGAGAUCAUCAGCAUCGGCCUGGUGUGGGACUCAGAUCACUCUGAUCUAGCCGAAGACGUCAUCCACAGCCUGGGCACGUGCCUGCGGUUGGGUGAUCUGUUCUACCGUGUGACCGAUGAGAGGGCCAAACAAUCGGAGCUCUACCUUGUGGGCAUGGUUUGCUACUACGGCAAGCAUUACUCCACCUUCUUCUUUCAGACUAAGAUACGCAAGUGGAUGUACUUUGAUGACGCACAUGUGAAAGAGAUUGGACCUAAGUGGAAGGAUGUGGUGUCGAGAUGUAUAAAAGGCCACUACCAGCCACUUCUGCUGCUGUACGCUGACCCCCGAGGGACGCCCGUGUCAUCGCAAGACAUGCUGGCAGCACAGCUGGACCUGCAUCACAGCAGCAAGGCCGGCUAUGACAGCGAAGACUCCGGGAGGGAGCCCUCAAUUGCAAGUGACACACGCACAGACUCUUCCACCGACAGCUACAGCUACAAGCACUCUCGAUCACACCAUGAGUCCAUGGCCUCCCAUUUCUCUUCUGACUCUCAGGGAACUGUGGUGUGUAAUCAGGACAGCAGCGGUUCCCAGAACAGCAUGGACACUGCAGGGGAGGUUCUUAAAGACCAGGCCACUCCCCUUUGUACGCCAAGGCCCUCUUCUACUGGCCGUCUGCAGGACUAUAAAGAGACUGUGAAUAUGAUCCACAGCAGACCACUCUCUUCCUCCUCGAGCUCAGGAGUGGGCGGCUCAGAGGCUGGGGCCCGGGCGAGAGAUUGGGAAGACGAGAGCACCAGCAGCGAGUCCAAGUCCAGCUCCAGUGGAGGGCGCUAUCGCCCCACAUGGAGACCUAGAAGAGAGGCCCUGAACAUUGACAGUAUCUUCAGCAGGGAAAAGCAUCGGCCAGCCGGCUACGCCACGCUCGGACCUUCCCCGCUGCCUGAAGACCCGAUGUCACCAGGGCACAGUCAGCUGGUCUCAGGGGCUGCGGCGGAGGGGUCCAACAUUGCAGCAGCAGAGAUGACUGAUGGCUCAGGGGGUGUGCCAGAAGCGGAAGUGGAGCAUCUACCAAUCCCACCACCUUUAAGAGGUGUGGAACAGCAGCCUCGGCUGAUACAGAGGAUGGAGAGUGGCUAUGAAAGUAGUGAGAGGAACAGCAACAGCCCCAUCAGCAUGGACAUGCCACUCAGCGACAACCCAAGCACCAGUGCUCACAGGGACAGCGGCAGUAAGAGACCCGUGACUUCUGGGCCCUCCUGGCGCACAGUGCCCAAAUCCAAAAGCAGCAGUGCCAUCCUGCAAGACCUCAGAUCACCCACCUGGAGCAGCAGUCCACUGAGUUUGGGAGAGGGGCGCAGCGAGCUGGAUGAAUUGCAAGAGGAAGUUGCUCGCAGGGCCAUGCAGCAGGAGCUCCAGAGAAAGAAGGAGAAGGAGAGAGAAGCAGCACAGGGCUUCAACCCCAGACCCAGCAAGUUCAUGGACCUGGACGAACUUCAGCACCAGGGGAAGGGGGGCAGUUUUGAGCACUGCCUGGCGGAGGCUGACUCUCUCUUAGAGCAGUCACUGCGCCUGGAGCAAGCUGGGGAUACAGCUACAGCCCUGGCGCUCUCCCACCAUGCUGUGUCUAAACUAAGAUUUUCCAUGCAUGAGGGCAGUGCUAACACUCAUAGCAGGACUAUGGCUGCUGACGCCAAGCUGCAAAAAUGCAUGAGGAGAGCGCGGGGCCUACAGCAGCGCAUGCAGCAACAGCAAGAGCAGCAGCAGGAGCCCCGCCGCCCACAGGGGCCCAACAGUGAACAGCCUGGCCCGGUCCAAGUACUGUUGACAGACAAUCAGGAAGAGGUCUGGGAGACCAAUCAGGAUUCUGUGCUUGGCUCACCCUCUCCUCAACACAUGAAAUCACCCUCCUCUUGUACAAACACCCCAUCUCAGCCUUCUAGCCACCAGUCGCUCAAUCCCCGGCUUGCCUCUUCUCAGCCACAGCCCCAAGAGCGUGAUGAACACAACAGUUGGACCACCCAAAAUGAGGACGAAUGGGGUGGCAUCAGAUUAUCAGAUGUUCUCCAAGCAUCAGGCAUUCGGAUCAUGCCCAUACGCAAACACCUUGCCAUAUCCCUGCCCUCUUUGCCCCUUGACUUCUGGGGUGUAUUGGGAGAGGACGAAGAGGUCUCCAGCUGUCAGCACCCUCAAUCUCCAAAUCCUCCUUUGUGGCAGGGCACUGCAGAUAGUCCAGACCAGAUACCCCAAUCCAAAAAUCCCAGUCCACCACCCACUCCUGUUGAGGGGAAAGGGCCAGUGCUCCGAAGAGCCCCCAUAUGGCAACCCCUAUGUGCAUCUUCCCAGCCCUGCACCAAAUCGACCCCUCCAGUUGCUGCCCGUCAUUGGUCCUCUUGGAGCCUAGACCGUCCUGAUGCUGUUGUCAACCCCUAUAACACACCUCCUGAUCAGAACCAGCAGACAGGACCUGCCCUCUCUCAACGCACACCUGGAAGACACCUUGCUCCUCACAGUCCCAUGAGCACCAGGAAGAAGAACAUCCCUAAGUACUCAAACUUCCAGAGCAUGGAGUUGGAACCCACAGAGGCUGAGGACCAGGAACUCUCUGAAUUGGACUCACUUUACCAGGCUAGUCUGCAGGCUGGCCCGGGUCCUGGCCAAGCCCUGCGUACUACCAGCUCACCUGCUGUUGCGAGACCAGUACCUCCUGCUGCACGAAAGCUGCUCACUGGAGUCGGACGCUCUCGGACCCCCACGGCUGAACUUGAGAGAACCGCUUAUGGACCACCAGGUUGUUGCAGCCCUACUGGAUACAUGAACAUGCCCCUGUCAGUGGCCCAUCAAGAGCCUCAGUCAGGAGAGGAAGAACAAUAUGAUGCGGAUCACCUGCGCCGUAUUGCUCGCAGCCUGAGUGGAACGGUCAUUGGCCGUCGCCAUAACCGUCUUGCCGUCUCCCGAAGCUUUGUGGCAAUGGUGCAGGAUGUUCGACAUCCUUUCCCCACAGUGGAUGUUCCAGACCACGCUCACUACACCAUCGGCUCUGUCAUUCUGGCAGUGGGCAUCACCGGCAUGGUGGGAAACUUCUUGGUCAUGUAUGCCUUCUGCAAGAGCAGGAGUCUGAGAACACCAGCCAACAUGUUCAUCAUAAAUCUAGCUGUCACUGACUUUCUGAUGUGUGUCACUCAGACGCCAAUCUUCUUCACCACCAGUUUGCACAAGCGAUGGAUCUUUGGGGAAAAAGGUUGUGAAUUAUAUGCAUUCUGCGGCGCUCUGUUUGGUAUCUGCUCAAUGAUCACACUCACGAUUAUUGCAGUAGAUCGAUACUUUGUGAUCACUCGUCCUUUGGCAUCUAUUGGCGUUAUGUCCCGCAAACGAGCCCUGUUAAUACUCUCUGCUGCUUGGGUGUACUCUAUGGGCUGGAGCCUGCCUCCAUUCUUUGGAUGGAGUGCGUAUGUCCCUGAAGGUCUGCUGACAUCCUGUUCAUGGGAUUACAUGACUUUCAGUCCUUCUGUACGAGCCUACACAAUGCUGCUCUUUACUUUCGUUUUCUUCAUCCCACUUUUUGUCAUCAUGUAUUGCUACUUCUUCAUCUUCAGGGCCAUCCGAGAUACCAACAGAGCUGUGGGAAAAAUCAAUGGAGAAGGAGGACCCAGAGACUCUAUCAAGAAGAUGCAUCGAAUGAAAAAUGAAUGGAAGAUGGCAAAGAUAGCACUCAUAGUGAUCCUUUUGUAUGUCAUCUCCUGGUCUCCGUACUCCUGUGUGGCUCUUACUGCUUUUGCUGGCUACGCUGACAUGCUCACACCCUACAUGAACUCUGUGCCUGCUGUGAUUGCCAAAGCAUCUGCCAUCCAUAACCCAAUCAUCUAUGCCAUCACUCACCCCAAAUACAGGUCUGCCAUUGCAAAGUAUAUACCAUGUCUGGGAGUCCUGCUGUGUGUGCCUCAUAGAGACCGAUUCAGCAGCAGUAGCUUUAUGUCCACACGACGCUCUACUUUGACAAGCCAGUCCUCAGAGACCAGCAACAUGCACCGUGCCGGAAAGACACGCUUGUCCUCUGUGUCUGACAGCGAGUCGGGCUGGACAGAUACAGAGGCAGAUCUCACCAGCGUGAGUUCACGCUCUGCUAGUCGUCAGGUCUCAUCUGACAUCCGUAAAGAUUUGUCAGACUUCAAGCACACCAGCUCUCUGAGGCUGAAUGUCAAGAGCAGAGACUCGGGUAUCUUUGACAGAACCUCGGCCCAGAGUCUAGCUGAGCCAAUCUUGAACCGGACCUGUACAUACAUCAGCACGGUGGGCGACAAAGAUGAGAUCUCCAUGGCUGAGGUCAGCCUGUCCAGUUGUCUCUCGUCCUCUGCAAAUAGAGUCUCAGAGAACUUGGAUGAGAAAAGACUGUUGGCUCGGAUCCCUUCCAUCAUUGUGACGUCAGAGUCCAGUCCUGCCCUCCUCUCAGAGGGGCGCAGCAGUGGCCCAUCCAGACAGCUCCCAGGUGCUCCGGUGGAGGCAGCCUCUGUCACUGCGGAAGCUGCUGGGAUUGACUGAAUACUUGCUGCACUACUACUUAUUUAUACUUCAGGACACCAUCUUAACAGACUCUUGGUCAUUGGAAUUAUCCCUUCCUCCUUUUUGUCUCCUUUACACAGGGCUCAAAAAUGAACCUGCAUGCAGUUACAGCUGACACCUGAAAUUUGGCUGUGUUGUAUUUGUUGUACUUUUGCCUGUUUUGAGGUGAAAAAUGGGCAACCACAGGCUACGGGGGUAAACAGGGUCUUUAUUUUUGAAAGAGGAUCCCCUUUAAGGCUUCUUUCAGUGGUGUGAAGAUAAUCAUCUCCUCUCAGGGAAGAAUAUGACAGUUCUGUGGGAAAAGCAGCGAUCAGUGUCUCAGUUAUGGAUUGACGCUGCUCAGAAUAUGUAUUUAGAUACAUCCAUCUCUUCUUCAUCCAUUAAAAAGUCGUGCUGCAGGCCAUAGGAAUAAACAGUUCCCUGCGUCUGCAGAAGAUCAAAAAUAACACAAUGUGACGAGAACUUUCAAACACCUAUUUUUUACAUGCCAGAAAUUAAAUUCAAUGAAGGGUAGAGCCUUGUCUACAGGUGUAAUCACUCUAGGACAGAAACAUGGAUAUUUUAAUGUUUCUAUAAAGGUAAUGUGUGUAAUUGUUUAUGUAUAUACUGUAUGUAAAAGUGUUUUAAUUAUAAUGGCUGAUAUAGAUAAAUGUUUGAUGCUUUCUAAUACUACUUCAUUGAAAUAUAUUAAAAACAAAACAAUAAAAAGCUAAAAUCAAUCAGUCAUUCAGAAUGAAUAAAGUGAAUUUAGGCAUCAUAACAUUAUAAUGUACUGUCUAAAAAUAUAUAUAUUAAUUUUCAGAUUUGAUAAAGAUUACAAUUAUCAAUACUUUUAACAAAUUUACUUUAUCUUCGCUGUUAAACACUUCAGCUUUGAGUUUUAGGUAUUCCCACCAACAUCAUAAUAAAAACAAGCACUUUGAUAACCAAUUAUUCUUGCUGCUGAUUGAAUACAUUUGUAGAUUUUUUUUCCAGCACUGUAUGGCCAAUGCAUAUUGUUGUAUAUAUAUUAUUGAAUGUUAAUGAGAAAGCGCGCUCAACAAAUGAUCUUGACUGUAUGAUUUCUCAUGUUUCUGUAUCCACAUGUGAAUAUUCAUAGUUGUGAUUGUCUGCAUGCUUUCUUAUUAAUAUAAAAUUGGCUCCUCACUGAUCCUCACUUUCAAUGCAGUCUACAGUAACCCAUAUUAUUGUGAAAAAUUGUCUUCUAAAUUCUGGUCUCAGAGCCCAUGGCUUUAAUGAACUGUACCUUUCAGAUGCAGAUUUGCCUUUCUGCUGGAUUUCAGAGAUGCUUUAGUGGGAUUAUUAUGCCAGCAUCUGGGAGUCCCUAGGGUUUAGAGGAAAAACACUUUUAACAAGAUUAGUUUUGGGAAAGUGCUCAGUCAAAACACUCCAUUGCUUUUAAAGGCUGCUGUUUUGUCAAAGUUACAUACACAAUCUCAGAUAAUGGUCUUUGACGCGGUUCAAAUGCACUGUCACUCUCUCUAUCUCUCCUGAGAGAUACGGUUACCUUUUAAUUUUGAUGGUAAGUGUUCUUCAUAGACGAGUUUAUGAUUUGACGAGGUUGGUUUGCAUAUUUACUGAUGUUGCCAGAAUGUUCACCUGAUAAGCAACUCUUCAUUUAGCGGUGACACACGUUUAGCAGUGAACACAUUCUGUAUAUCCAGUCACUCACAGUUAUCAUGUAGGUCAAUAGUGUGUCUGCUGACUUGCGUGUGAUUUGUUGUCUGGACGCCGUCGGGUGACAUAAUCAAGUGUUAUAAAUGAUAAGUUAUCUUAUCAGCUAAAGCCACCAGGUCAUACAUAUUAUUUGUGAGAACAUUAUCAUGUCUUCACUGCCCUUCCCUUUCCUGUUCUAUUGACUCUAGUUCUAAUGUUCACCCCUUAUUAUAUUAAUAGUUGCAUUGUAAAAUUCAUAAUGUUAAUUGAUUUACUGUUUAUAAAUGCACUUGCAAAUUAAGGCAGACUUCAUUUCUCAAUACCCGUAAAACUGCAUUUGUAUAAUUUUUAAUUAAAGCAGCUGUACAUACUUUUUUUCUUUCCAAACUCUCCUGAACAUCUGUUCUGAGAUUAUGUAAUUUGGUACAAAUUCUGUGAAAAGGUUGGUCCCAGUUUACAAAAAUAUGUUUCUAAGAACAUUCUGUUAUUGUCAUUAUUGAAAGAAAAUGUCAUUUCUAGAUGUUCUUUGAAUGUUCAAAACGUCUGAUUUAUUUUAUAAUUUUGCAAACAUUAUUGGAGCGCUAUUUUUAAAAGUACCUGAAUGUUCUGUACAAGUAGCAACAUUAAAAAUAUAUAAAAUAAAUAAUAAUAAUAUAUUUUGAGAGCAUUGAAGACCAGAUGAAACUCUAAACAAACAUUCUGUUACUGGAAGACUGCUUGUUGAUCUACUUUGAGAGAACCUUGACAGAAUGUUAGCCAAAAUUGUGAGAAUGUUCCUUAUGUCAGAAACAAAUGCUUUUGUACAACUAUAGUGUAAUUACAUUAUAUAUGUAUUAGUUAUAUAUUUAGGCAAUGGAUUCCACUCACUUAAAUGUAGGGGGCUCUAAAGUCACAAAAAUACACAAAACUGCUUACAGUUGCUUUAAACAAUGGAUAUUUAGUUGGUUUUCCACUUAUAAUUGUCCUAGAAAAUUGUCCUGUGGCUUCAUGAUUCUUGCAUAUUAAUUCAAACCAUUUGUGACGAGUAAACCAGAGUGUGUAUGAUGCUUCCACAGUGCAAACCACAGCAAUCAAUUCAUACAGUCCUCACCUCAGCAGCUUCUCUAACAUGGAAAGGGACUGGAAACAUGUAGGCUUGUGAAUGUUUCUUAGUCAAGAGGUCCAGAUUAGAUGUAACGUGUGACUGUUAGGCAGAGGUGCUGAUGGCUGCUAUCUGGCAAUUUGCACUGCAGGACUGAAGCCUUUUGUUAAUAUUCAUCCAUUUCAUCACCAAAAAUAAAUAAAAAGAAAGUAAAAAAGCUAUUUCCCCCUCAUAAACUACUUCCCAAUGGUCUGGAAAAGCCUUGAGCAGCCUAUAACUAUGUAUGUAAGCAGUUGGUGGAAAGUGGCUCUGCAUUUAUAUAAGAUUCACUCUGACUCUUACAAUGAGCUCUGAAUAAGGUCACAGGCCCCUGGAGAUAGGAUUAAAGAGUCAACAACUCUAUUCCACUGACUUUUUUCUUCUUUUUUUCAAUUUAUAAUACAGUAUAUAUAGCCUGGACUCUCUGACCUAAAUUAGAGAUGAUCUGAGUAUCUCUGCUGACCUUAUGUUGGGGCCGCUGCAAAACCAUAUUUUAUAGUCCUACUUUGGUAUUUUGUAUUUAUAUUUCUUUACUUAUUGUUUCUCCUAAUCUGUAAUUUUUGUGUGGUGCUACUGAGUUUUCGUCACGGCUGUUCUUCAUGCACAUUUUGGAUGACCGAGAGCAUACAAAUCUUAAUCCAUCUCGCAAUGUGUGUGUGAGAUUUUGCUUUAAUUUAUUGGAUGAUGUAUUUCAGUGAUUUAUAAUGUUAAUAAACAUAAAAUUCUAA
This is a messenger RNA of Carassius gibelio (silver crucian carp), 9489 nucleotides long. RefSeq names its product inactive ubiquitin carboxyl-terminal hydrolase 54. The transcript is spliced from 29 exons. NCBI's taxonomy places the organism in Eukaryota, Metazoa, Chordata, Actinopteri, Cypriniformes, Cyprinidae. Gene Ontology annotation, cellular component: membrane. The record is from RefSeq and is a predicted model, not a curated record. The coding region runs from base 715 to 5964 and encodes 1749 amino acids. Gene Ontology annotation, biological process: visual perception; G protein-coupled receptor signaling pathway; protein deubiquitination. Gene Ontology annotation, molecular function: G protein-coupled receptor activity; cysteine-type deubiquitinase activity.